AUGUACUCUCGCCGUGCCUCGCAUUCCGCGCCUGGCGGGUGUGGGUGGUAUGAUUCCUCGCCCGAAUCGCUCAAGCAGCGCGUUGGCGGCCUGUUGGACGCGGCGAAGGCCAGCCCGGGCUUCGCGAUGGCGGGGGAGGGGGUCCUCCACGGCCUCAUCGCCCCGCACGCGGGGAUUAUCUACUCCGGCCUGACCGCCAGCGUGGCCUAUCGCGCACUUUACGAGUAUCUUUACCGCCCCGGCAACCCCACCACGCGGCUUUUUAUCGUGGGCCCCUCCCACCACGCGAUGUUGGACGGCGUGGCGGUUUCCCGCGCGCGGGCCUACGAGACGCCGUUUGGGCCCCUCCCGGUCGACACCGCAGCGGCCGUGGCGGUGUUGGGGGCCUUCGCCAAGGCCGGCGUCCCCGCCGACUGGACCACGCAGGCCGUCGACGAGGGCGAGCACUCCAUUGAAAUGCAGAUGCCCUUUCUUUCCUAUCUUUUGCACUUCCCCCUCGCCCCCGCCACGGCCGCGGCCGUCGACGGCCUCCGCAUCGUUCCCAUCAUCGCCGGCUGGGCGGAUCGCGCCCUGGAGGGCAAAAUCGCCGACGCCCUCGAGGACUUUGUGCGGGACCCCUGCAAUGUCUUCAUCCUCAGCUCCGACUUUUGCCAUUGGGGGCGGCGCUUUCGCUAUACUUUUCACUACGAGCGGGAGCACUACCCGGCGAUCGGCGACGCCAUCAUCGCGAUGGACCACCAGGGGAUGGACCUGCUUCACAAUAAGGACCUGGACGGCUGGUAUCAUUAUUUGGACCAAACCAACAAUACGAUUUGCGGCCGCCGUCCAAUCGGGAUCGGCCUCAACGCCUGGGUGAAGACGCUGAAAUCGAAGAAGCUGGCCAUCGAUUUUGUGAGCUAUUCCCAGUCGAAUAAAUGCCAGAACGAGCAGGAUUCAUCCGUCAGCUAUGCCGCUGCGUUGAUUCACAGCUAA
This is a messenger RNA of Phytomonas sp. Hart1, 972 nucleotides long. The record is from the annotation of a GenBank genome assembly. Lineage: Eukaryota; Euglenozoa; Kinetoplastea; Trypanosomatida; Trypanosomatidae.